GACUCUAGCUAAUACGAAUACGAAGUACGAACUACGAAGGCGCAUUCUCAAACGAACUUGAUUGUUGAUUUAUUUAUUUAUUUUUUGAGCUACUAGUUCUUCUCAGUGCUCCAUCUCUGUUAAGUGAAAUAACGUAUAUGGUUUUGAAUUAAAAGAUUUGGAGUUACAUCAGUGGCAUUUUCCUCUUAGAAUGGAAAAAACUUCACGUUUGAAAUUUAUCGACGAUUUGGAUUCAUACCUGAAUGUGAAAGAACACAUUUUAAGAAAUGUGAUUUCUAAAUUGGAGUGGGAUGAAGAAUCCCUUCAUGAUGAUCUUAAAGUACCCUGUCAUAAUGAUCCUGGACAUUGGAUUCCGGAAUUACGACUUUCACGACAUGAUGUUGGAUGCUCUUGGGCUAAAGAUGGUUAUCCUAAAGAUGAAAAGGAUAAACAACCUCCAAGUUCACAGUUUUUUUAUGAACAGUGUUCUUCUAUUUUUUCAAUUAAUCUUGAUAAAAAAAUCCAAGAAAAUGUGUUAUCGAAGUUUGGACUCUUAAUUAAUGGUUCAGAUGAUAAAGUAUUUGAUAUCCCAAAGACUGUGGAUAGAUGGACCGUAAAUCUAAACCCUGAACAGCGACUUGCAAUCUAUGACUAUAUUGUGAAAGAAAGUAAAGCUGCUAAUAAGCUUAAAAAUGUAACUGUUGAAGAUUUAAUGUUUGAUUUUGGAAAGAAAGAUGAUCAAGAUGGGAAACCCAAGACCCGGUUAGAAUUAAUGGCUGAGCAACGUGACUAUAAAAGACGACGACAAUCUUAUCGAGCUAAAAAUGUACACAUCACAAAAAAAUCCUACACAGAAGUGAUGAAAGAAGUUAUUGAAAAUCAAAUGUCAUUCCUAAUAGAGACAAGAAAACAGAGUUUUCAUAGUUCUAAUUGUGAAGACGAAGAUUCUAACAAAAGAAGUUCUGAAGGCGAGUCAUCAAUGGAAGAUAAAAAAUAUGAUUCAGAUUAUCGAUCCAAGGAAUAUCAUACCAAAAGCCACUCGCCUAAGAGACGAAAACAUAAGCGUGAAAGAAGUCGCAGUGAAUCGCGUGAAUCUAGACAUAGGCAUAAGAAAUCUCGACACAAGCAUAAAAAAUCUCAUCACUAAUGGGUAACAAUUCUGUAUUUUUGUUUCUGCCUGCAGUUACUGAUAAGUCAGUUGUUUUCUUUUCAUUGUACCCAAGUAAAUAAAUCAUUUGAAAAGUUAGAAA
Uloborus diversus is the source of this 1229-nucleotide messenger RNA. RefSeq names its product U11/U12 small nuclear ribonucleoprotein 48 kDa protein-like. NCBI's taxonomy places the organism in Eukaryota, Metazoa, Arthropoda, Arachnida, Araneae, Uloboridae. The transcript is spliced from 8 exons. Gene Ontology annotation, cellular component: U12-type spliceosomal complex; nucleoplasm; cytosol. The coding region runs from base 191 to 1126 and encodes 311 amino acids. The record is from RefSeq and is a predicted model, not a curated record.